CCAAAUCUAAAUCCCUAAUUUUCUCCAGUUUUGCAUCUCUCUCAGUCUCACUUUCUUACUUUGAUCGUUACCCGACUACCGUGUUGCCUCGUUCGUCUUCACUCUUCAAUUACCCUCACCAGUUUUCUCGACAUCGUGCCAAAUUAAAAACUUCAACUACUAUGACCCCUGAAUUAUUUAUGGAAUGGAAGAAGAAGAAGAUAGCAGAAAGAGAUGAAGGUUUGGCUGCACAGAGAGCAGAAAGGGCUAAGAAUGACCGUAUGAGCGGUCGUGAACUAUUUCUGUCAGAUGCUAGUUUAUUUGUGGAUGAUGCUGAGGCAUAUGAGAAAUACCAAAGGGAGGAAGAAUCAGAUGCUCCUGAAAAUAAGGCCAAUAAUUCAGCUGCUGCUGCUGGACCAAAUGCUUCAGCAACAACUGCUGUUGAUGCCGAAGCUCUUCCCGAUGAUGAUGAUGAUGACGAUGAACUAGACAUGGAUGAAUUAGAUGAACUUGAAGCAAGCUUAGCAAAAACGUCAAUUCAAAUUUAGGAGCUUUCUCAACCAUAAUUUUGAGAUGCAGUCUUCAGUCCACAUGCGUUUUUAAAGUGUCCUACACAUUUCUUCCCAUCGUGAUUUCCCUUAAGACCACUGAGCUUGGUGUUAUCCUGGUAGAGCUGCAGCCAUGGCUAUUAUUUUGUGUUGAAGUUUAGCUAUAAGCCUAAUGCUGCGCCAUCAUGUUGUGAAAUUGGCAGUUGUAUCUCGUUUUUGAUCC
Molecule: messenger RNA, 750 nt
Organism: Hibiscus syriacus
Lineage: Eukaryota; Viridiplantae; Streptophyta; Magnoliopsida; Malvales; Malvaceae
Product: zinc finger CCCH domain-containing protein 21-like
Exons: 4
Coding region: 162-527 (121 amino acids)
Biological process (GO): cytoplasmic translation
Cellular component (GO): cytosol
Molecular function (GO): mRNA binding
Source: RefSeq, a predicted model, not a curated record